Molecule: messenger RNA, 3353 nt
Organism: Oncorhynchus nerka (sockeye salmon)
Lineage: Eukaryota; Metazoa; Chordata; Actinopteri; Salmoniformes; Salmonidae
Gene: mlip
Product: muscular LMNA-interacting protein
Exons: 11
Coding region: 87-1130 (347 amino acids)
Source: RefSeq, a predicted model, not a curated record
GCGCUGCUCGGCACUUAUCACAGGGUAAUACAUGUUAGGACUCCAUAUGGAAAAGUUGCUUAAUCUGAAUUAUAGUGUGUAGCCGAAUGGACCUCUGUAACCCUGAGAGCAGUUCACCUUUACCUGGACAUAAACAAUGCCUAGAUGUGGAGAAGCGUGACAGCUCAAAUGAGAGCCAGGGAAAGGUCUCAGAAGAAGAAGUGUCAUCCAAGCUUCUGUCUUAUAUGUUUGUGCCGGUGCUGAAGACAUUGCCAAUUCAAAUCACGCUCACAGAGGCUGUGAAAACAGGACUACUCACAGGCAAACCAAAUAAGAAUUUAGGAGUUCCCAAGCAGAAGGCGACUGAACACACCAUGUCGGACGGAGGGCUUUUCAAGGCGGAGGUGAUCUAUAUCAGUGACUGUGAAAAACGUGGAGCAGGGGACAUGGUCCAACAGGAGACAUAUACUCGGCCACACAAGAUCAAGUUAAGCUAUAAAGCCCUCGCUGCAAUUCCCACAAACAUCGUUCUGUUGGACCAGCAGGCAAUUGAUGAUCAAGUGCACAAAGAAGGAGAUUCACAGGACCCAGUGGACAGACGUAAGAAAGAGGACACACAUGCAGAGAUGUGUUCCCCUGCACAGUUGCGAAAGCAGUCAGAAGAUCUGUACGCUGUCAUAGACGAAGUGUUAGAGGACCCCAUUCCAAUGCGCCAAGCAUCUCCCGCUCUCGCAUACUCCAGGGAAUCAAUGGACAAAUGUGCACCAAAGCGAUACACCUCAUUGCCAAGGUCAUUGGGACGUGAAACGAAAUAUGCAACCUUCAACCUACAACGGUCUGUUGAGAGAAAACUGGCAGACACCUAUAAGACCAAGCCUGGCGUAAUUCGACCUGCCAAUAUUAUCCCAAGAUUGCCAGAGGAACAUGAUGAUGAAGCGUUUCAUCCAAACCCCUUCAAACAAUAUCUGGACGAGUUGACUGUCAAUGACCAGAACAAGAUUUUCAGACAUGGGAACAGAGACAUUGAAACAGUACAACACACCCAGUCCUUUAAAACCCCGCCCACCCCACCGCUUCCGUCCGUCCCUCCCUCUCUUCCUCCCACCCACCCCUUCCAUCCCUCCCCCCCAAAGAAGUUACUGCAAACAUAACUUUGGACACGCCUACUCAUUCAAGGGCUUUUCUAAUCUAUGAAAUAACACAUAUGGAAUCAUGUAGUAACCCAAAAAAGUGUUAAACAAGUCAAAAUAUAUUUUAGAUUCUUCGAAGUAGCCACCUUGACUGAGAUGGUUUGGGAUGAGUUGGACUGCAGAGUGAAGGAAAAGCAGCCAACAAGUGCUCAGCAUAUGUGGGAACUCCUUCAAGACUGCUGGAAAAGCAUCCUCGGGAAGCUGGUUGAGAGAAUGCCUAGAGUGUGCAAAGCUGUCACCAAGGCAAAGGGUGGCUACUUUGAAGAAUCUCAAAUGUAAAACAUAUUUUGAUUUGUUUAACAUAUGUGUUAUUUCAUAGUUUUGAUGUCAUCACUAUUAUUCUACAAUGUUUAAUUAUAUAUGUUUUUAUUUCACCUUUUUUUAACCAGGUAAGCUUGUUGAGAACAAGUUCUCAUUUACAACUGUGACCUGGCCAAGAUAAAGCAAAGCAGUGCAACACAAACAACAACACAGAGUUACACAUGGAAUAAAUAAGCAUACAGUCAAUAACACAAUAGAAAAAAAAUAUGUCUAUAUACAGUGUGCGCAAAUGGCGUGAGGAGGUAAGGCAAUAAAUAGGCCAUAGUAGCGAAGUAAUUACAAUUUAGCAAAUUAACACUGGAGUGAUAGAUGAGCAGAUGGUGAUGUGCAAGUAGAAAUACUGGUGUGCAAAAGAGCAGAAAAGUAAAUAAAAACAAUAUGGGGAUGAGGUAGGUAGAUUGGCUGGGCUAUUUACAGAUGGGCUAUGUACUGUUGCAGCGAUCGGUUAGCUGCCCAGAUAGCUGAUGUUUAAAGUUAGUGAGGGAAAUAUAAGUCUCCAGCUUCAGAGAUUUUUGCAAUUUGUUCCAGUCAUUGGCAGCAGAGAACAGGUAGGAAAGGCGGCCAAAGGAGGUGUUGGCUUUGGGGAUGACCAGUGAGAUAUACCUGUAGAAAAUAGUAAAAAUAAAGAAAUACCCUUGAAUGAGUAGGUGUGUCCAAAUUUUUCACUGGUACUUUAAUUUGACUCAAAAGAAAAGUGAGUUUGUGGGUGAUUCUCCAAUACAAUGUCACAUUAUGUAAGCUCCUACUGACAAACUUUUUAUGUUCCUAUCAAGUACAUAUGAAGAGUUUAUUUCCAAAACACUAUACAGUGCCAACAGGACAAUGACCCUAAGCACACAGCCAAGGUAAUGCACGAGUGGCUUCAGGACAAGUCUCCGAAUGUCCUUGAGUGGCCCAGCCAGAGCCUGGGUUUAAACCGAUUGAAUAUCUCUGGAGAGACCUCAAAAUAGGUGUGUAGCAACGCUCCCCAUCCAACCUGACAGCGCUUGAAAGGAUCUGCAGAGAAGAAUGGGAGAAACUCCCCAAAUACAGGUGUGCCAAGCUUGUAGCGUCAUACCCAAGAAGACUCGAGGCUGUAAUCACUGCCAAAGGCACUUCAACAAAGUACUGAGUAAAGGGUCUGAAUACUUAAGUAAAUGUGAUAUUUCAUUUGUUUAUUAUUAAUAAAAUAGUAAACAUUUAUAAAAACCUGUUUUUCCUUUGUCAUUAUGGGUUAUUGUGUGUAGAUUGAUGAGGGGGUAAAAAACGAUUUAAUCCAUUUUAGAACAAGGCUGUAACCUAACAAAAUGAGCAAGGCUGUAACCUAACAAAAUGAGCAAGGCUUUAACCUAACAAAAUGAGUAAGGCUGUAACCUAACAAAAUGAGCAAGGCUGUAACCUAACAAAAUGAGUAAGGCUGUAACCUAACAAAAUGAGUAAGGCUGUAACCUAACAAAAUGAGCAAGGCUGUAACCUAACAAAAUGAGCAAGGCUGUAACGUAACAAAAUGAGCAAGGCUGUAACCUAACAAAAUGAGCAAGGCUGUAACCUAACAAAAUGAGCAAGGCUGUAACGUAACAAAAUUAUCAAGGCUGUAACCUAACAAAAUGAGCAAGGCUGUAACCUAACAAAAUGAGUAAGGCUGUAACCUAACAAAAUGAGUAAGGCUGUAACCUAACAAAAUGAGCAAGGCUGUAACGUAACAAAAUGAGCAAGGCUGUAACCUAACAAAAUGAGUAAGGCUGUAACCUAACAAAAUGAGCAAGGCUGUAACCUAACAAAAUGAGCAAGGCUGUAACCUAACAAAAUGAGCAAGGCUGUAACUUAACAAAAUGAGUAAGGCUGUAACCUAACAAAAUAAGCAAGGCUGGAGCCUAACAAAAU